UUUCCGUUAAAUGCUGAAGCCGAGGCGCGCCAGCGGCCACUGUCCCACGUGAAGGCUUUGCGGGCACAUCGCCUAGCGGGGCUGACCCCCUGCUCGCCGCAGAGUGUUCCCGAAGCAGCGGGAGACCGGAAGUUCCCGCGACCCCUCCCGAGCCGGUCCCGGAUCCCGGUGUGAGGCGCCUCGGAGCGCGGUGACGGCGCCAUGUCCCUGAUCUGCUCCAUCUCCAAUGAAGUACCAGAGCACCCGUGUGUAUCCCCAGUCUCCAAUCAUGUAUACGAGCGGCGGCUCAUCGAGAAGUACAUUGCAGAGAAUGGCACAGACCCCAUCAACAACCAGCCUCUGUCAGAGGAACAGCUCAUCGACAUCAAAGUUGCUCACCCAAUCCGGCCCAAGCCCCCCUCAGCCACCAGCAUCCCUGCCAUUCUGAAGGCCCUGCAAGAUGAAUGGGACGCUGUCAUGCUGCACAGCUUCACUCUGCGCCAGCAGCUGCAGACAACCCGCCAGGAGUUGUCCCACGCUCUGUACCAGCACGACGCCGCCUGCCGUGUCAUCGCCCGUCUCACCAAGGAAGUCACAGCUGCGCGAGAAGCUCUGGCCACCCUGAAACCGCAAGCUGGUCUCAUCGUGCCUCAAGCUGUGCCGAGCUCACAGCCCAGCGUCGUGGGUGCAGGCGAGCCGAUGGAUCUGGGCGAGCUGGUGGGAAUGACUCCUGAAAUUAUCCAGAAGCUUCAAGACAAGGCCACUGUGCUCACCACGGAGCGUAAGAAGAGAGGAAAGACUGUGCCCGAGGAGCUUGUAAAGCCGGAAGAGCUGAGCAAGUACCGGCAGGUGGCGUCCCACGUGGGACUGCACAGCGCCAGCAUCCCAGGGAUCCUCGCCUUGGACCUCUGUCCCUCCGACACCAACAAGAUCCUCACUGGUGGGGCGGAUAAAAACGUCGUCGUGUUUGACAAGAGUUCUGAGCAAAUCCUGGCCACCCUCAAAGGCCACACCAAGAAAGUCACCAGCGUGGUGUUUCACCCGUCUCAGGAGCUGGUGUUCUCUGCCUCCCCGGAUGCCACGAUCAGGAUCUGGUCGGUUCCGAACUCGUCUUGUGUCCAGGUUGUUCGUGCCCAUGAGAGCUCGGUGACAGGCCUCAGCCUCCACGCCACCGGUGACUAUCUCCUGAGCUCCUCUGACGAUCAGUACUGGGCCUUCUCUGACAUCCAGACCGGACGUGUGCUCACCAAAGUGACAGAUGAGACCUCUGGCUGCUCUCUUACCUGUGCACAGUUCCACCCGGACGGACUCAUCUUUGGAACAGGAACCAUGGACUCUCAGAUCAAGAUCUGGGACUUGAAGGAGCGCACCAACGUGGCCAACUUCCCCGGCCACUCCGGCCCCAUCACCAGCAUCGCCUUCUCCGAGAACGGCUACUACCUGGCGACCGCGGCUGACGACUCCACCGUCAAGCUCUGGGAUCUGCGCAAGCUUAAGAACUUCAAGACGUUGCAGCUGGAUAACAACUUCGAGGUGAAGUCGCUGAUCUUUGACCAGAGUGGCACCUACCUGGCCCUCGGGGGCACAGACGUCCAGAUCUACAUCUGCAAGCAGUGGACGGAGAUUCUUCACUUUACAGAGCAUAGUGGCCUGACCACGGGGGUGGCCUUUGGUCACCACGCCAAGUUCAUCGCAUCCACAGGCAUGGACAGGAGCCUCAAAUUCUACAGCCUGUAGGCCCAGCCCGUCGGCGCCAGCUGGGCCCAUCUCAGUAGCAGGGUGGGAGGGGUGGGGGGAGGGAGGGAGGCAGGGAAGAGAGACUACUAGGGGGGGAGGUGGGCUCUGUGGGGCGGGACAUUCACAUCAUUUCACGCUGGUCUGAGUGGUGGCCUGAGCCGGGACAUCACGGGCCUGACCCUGCACCCUCCGGGCCUCGUGGGAGCUGACAUGGAUGGAACUGU
Molecule: messenger RNA, 1940 nt
Organism: Elephantulus edwardii (Cape elephant shrew)
Lineage: Eukaryota; Metazoa; Chordata; Mammalia; Macroscelidea; Macroscelididae
Gene: PRPF19
Product: pre-mRNA processing factor 19
Exons: 15
Coding region: 202-1716 (504 amino acids)
Biological process (GO): mRNA splicing, via spliceosome; DNA repair; protein ubiquitination
Cellular component (GO): Prp19 complex; U2-type catalytic step 1 spliceosome; cytoplasm
Molecular function (GO): ubiquitin protein ligase activity; protein binding
Source: RefSeq, a predicted model, not a curated record